This is a messenger RNA of Anguilla rostrata (American eel), 3065 nucleotides long. RefSeq names its product inner membrane protein, mitochondrial (mitofilin) (gene immt). Gene Ontology annotation, biological process: cristae formation. The record is from RefSeq and is a predicted model, not a curated record. The transcript has 14 exons. The coding region runs from base 161 to 2464 and encodes 767 amino acids. Gene Ontology annotation, cellular component: MICOS complex. Lineage: Eukaryota; Metazoa; Chordata; Actinopteri; Anguilliformes; Anguillidae.
UGCGUAGCUUGGUCUGCCUCUGUUACAGGGCGAAACGGGGUUGGAGACACGGUGGUCAAUGAAAACCUGCUUUUGAGGGUGAUCGCUUCUAUAAUGUUUUACUGAACAAAGAUACUUUUCUGUCACCGAUAGCAAAGACUUGGAAGGCGUAAUCACAAACAUGCUCCGUGUCUGUAGAAAAGCGGCAAGUGCAGCAUCUCAGAAGUGCCUGUGUGGGAAUGCGUCGCUCCGUCCCCUGCAACCCUGUCGCCGCUACACCUCAGCAGGAGACACAGGGGUGACUGCGGGCAAGAUUGUGGGAGGCAGCCUACUCGUUGUAGGUGGCGGCCUUGGUGGCACAAUCUUGUAUGCAAAAUGGGAUCCCAAGUUCAGGGCCAAUGUGGAGAAGUAUGUUCCUUACUCUGAGCAGGUUUUUGAAAUGGCUCUGGGACCGUCCACUUAUUCAUUACCAUUGCCAAAGAAGCCGGUAAAGAGUGAGGUUACCUCUGUUGCUGGAGUCUCCAAGGAGCCCAAACCACCCAAAACGAAAGGCAAAGCCAAGGAUGAGGAGAAGCCUGCAGAGCCAUCGGCUGCUGUGGAACCGUCUCCACCCCUACCCCCUCCACAGACCAUCGAGGAGGCCUCCACAGAGGCGGCGCACAUCAUUUCCACCAUCAGCGAAGUGCCCUCUGUGCCUGCGCCUGUCAUCAACGAGCCGGAGUCCCAGCCCGAGGGUUUGCCCCUGGCUGCUCCGGAGGCCCCGGCAGGAGGGGAGUGUACUGAGUGUGCUCAUGAGGCUCACCAUGCUGUGAAAGAACGCCCUCCAGAGGAAGUAGCUGCCCGCCUUGCUGAGCAGGACAAGGCUGAAGAGGACAUCCUGGCCUCUCUGUCUGCUUCACUGGAGGAGGCUCUUGGCAGUUCAGCCAAAGUGACCCUGAAGGCCCUUGCGGCCCAGGAUGCAGCAAUCACAUCCAUCAACGUGCACACACAGAGGCUGAAGGAGGCCAUGGAGGAUGAAGAGGCUUCUGCGGAUAAGAAGGCUAUGCAGUGGCGUGUACUGGAAGAUGCCCUGAAGGAGCGCAGCAAGACAGUGGAUGAGGCUGCUGACGCCCUGCAGAGUGCCAGGACUGAACUGGAGAAACUCAGGGGAGUCAUAGAUCACGGAAAGAAGACUAACCUCCCCUCAGCCCGUGCACAGGUCCUGGCAGCUGAGGAAAAUCUGCACAACAUGCUGGUGGAUCUGGACAACAUGGUGAACAAGGUGACGACAGCUCAGAGCGAGGCAAAAAUCCUCUCCCAGUACAGCGAGCUUGUGACUGAGGCCAAGACCCAGUUCCAGAAGGAGCUUGACAGCAUCACCCCUGAGAUCCAGUCCGGCUGGAAAGGCCUCACAGGUAAGCUCUCCGCCGAUGACCUCAACUCUCUGAUUGCCCACGCACACCGGCGCAUCGACCAGCUGAACCGGGAGCUGGCAGAGCAGCGCGUGCGGGAGCAGAUCCACAUCGAGGCAGCACUGGAGCAGCAGAAACUGGAGGACAAGAAGGCACUGGAGGUGGCAGUGGCAACAGCACUUGAGCACAGCCGUGAGGAGAUGCGCCUGGAGCAGCAGAGGAAGGUGGAGGAGGUCCGGGAGGUGAUGGAGGCAGAAAUGAGGACUCAGCUGCGCAGACAAGCGGCUGCUCACACAGACCACUUACGGGAUGUUUUGAAGGUGCAAGAACAAGAGCUACGUACAGAGGCUCAGGAGAAUCUGACCAAUAAGCUGAUGGAUCAGGAGACCGAGUUCAGGCGGCAGGCCCAGGAGCAGCUGGAUGGCUUCACCCUGGACAUGAAUUCAGCCUACGCUCGGCUGAAAGGAAUGGAGGAGGCCAUUGACAGUCAUAUAAUUGCUGAAGAGGAGGCCAGGAAGGCGCACCAGCUAUGGCUUUCGGUGGAGGCCCUGAACUACUCCCUGAGGACGGUGGGGGUUAACGCCCCCACCGAGCCCCUGCAAACGGCUGUUAGAGCAGUACGGGAAAGCUGCUCUGAUAACGAGUUUGCCCUGGCACUGACUACCGCCCUGCCUGAAGAGUCUAUCCAACGCGGCAUCUACAGUGAGGCCUCGCUCCGUGCCCGCUUCUACAGGAUCCGCCAGCUGGCACGCCGUGUCGCCAUGAUCGAUGAGACGCGCAACAGCCUGUACCAGUACUUCCUGUCAUACCUACAGUCCAUCCUCCUUUUUGAGCCGGAGCAGGCAGUGCCCCCGGCCAAGCUGUCUUCUGAAGACCUCAACACUUUCAAACUACUCUCUUAUGCCACCUACUGCCUGGAGCACGGCGACCUGGAGCUGGCCGCCAAGUUUGUCAACCAGCUGCGGGGCGAGUCACGGCGGGUGGCCCAGGACUGGCUGAAGGAGGCACGGCUCACCCUUGAGACGCGGCAGGCGGUCAGCCUCCUGUCUGCUUACGCCAAUGCAGUUGGGUUAGGCACCACCCAGGCUCCAUAGAUGGAUGAAGUCAUGCUUAAGGGGAGAGCUCUCGUUUUCAUAAACAGGCUGGUUCAGGUCCUUUUGAGUGUAAAAUUCUGAGUGUGGAAAAUUAAAAUAAAAAUAAAUUGGACAUAAUAUGGUGCCAGUAGAGGUGUGUUCACAGAACGUUAUCCCUCAGCUCCACUCGACCAGUGUGAGCGAGCAUCUCAUAUUUGUACUAUGAUGUUCAGAUGUACAGUACCUCACAUACCCCUCCAGCUGCCCCUUUGGUAAAGUACAGGGGACACACACCUCCAUGCUCAUAGUGAGCACCCUGCACUGAGUGGAACGUAAGUGUAUAAGUUUAGUUGACACGAGGGCUGCCAGUACUACAUCUGAUCAUUCCCCUAACUUAAAAAACCACCCUCCAGACCUCACUGUCUGAUGCCCACCGCCCACCGUGUUAUUUGUUUUAUGACAUUUUGGAAUGCUUUGUUCUGGUGGAUGUUGCAUUUUCCUGGUUAUUUGGCCAGGCUUUGUAAAAUGAAGUUAUGAUUCGUUUUGACAUGUUCUUCAUUAUUUCGCCCCCCUCCCUUCAGCACUGCUUCAUAUCAAUAAAACAUGGAAGAUAUUAACCUGA